Molecule: messenger RNA, 876 nt
Organism: Saccharomyces paradoxus
Lineage: Eukaryota; Fungi; Ascomycota; Saccharomycetes; Saccharomycetales; Saccharomycetaceae
Gene: SPO13
Product: Spo13p
Exons: 1
Coding region: 1-876 (291 amino acids)
Source: RefSeq, a predicted model, not a curated record
AUGGCACCCAGGAAACGCUUUAGGCCACUUGAAUUAGGGUCACCGACACACUCUAAAAGAAAAGUUCAAAAACCUCUUCAGGAGAAAACGCCAAACCUGCGGGUUUCUCCACUUCCUUCUAAGAUUGGAAAAGAUAUUAAAAAUAAGGAGAUCAGAAAAACGAAAAACAUAGAAUCAGAGAAUAUAUUUAAUUCCAAACACGUUGAUUUGAGAUUAGAGAGCCAGCAUCCAGGCUUAAACUUUGUAAGUGACGCUCAAAAGCGUUCAAAGAUUUCAGAUGUUCGAUAUUUAAAAAAUAAAUCGAGCCAUACAUUGAAGAACGAAAGACAGGCAAUAGAGCCCCCCUCAUUUGAUAAUUCAUUGAGUUUUGAGGAUAUCGAGCAACCUCCGAAAUCUACUUCGACACCGGUUCUUUCGCAGUCCUCCCAAAUAAACGUAGAAAGAGAACCACCCAUGUUUCCAGUUCCUUACUAUAUUGCCCCUUCCCCCAUGUAUAACUUUACCCCGUAUCAAAAUUUUACCGGGAACCCAAUAUUUCUCACACCAAGUUAUAAUCCAAAUUUAAACUAUGCCGUUCCCAUUCAACGGCCAGAAUUGCUUUAUCCGAAUGUUAACGUAUAUGAUUCGCCAUUAUUUAAGAAAGCAAGAUUGCCCCACCAGACGAAAAGUUUAGACAAAGAACAAAAUUACCAAUAUCUUCCAAUAUAUCCGGUCUCGAUUUCCAAUAACGGGGAUUUUGUUGGUCAAGAGACACCGAGGAUAGCACCGAAGCCAAGCAAAAAGAGACUUUCAAAUACAUUGGAUGUUGAUUGUUCUGGUUAUGAGUCUAGUGGACAAAAUGCCACUUAUAAUAAUAGUAAGUCUUCUCUUGACUAA